This is a messenger RNA of Hypomesus transpacificus, 4616 nucleotides long. It is a transcript of the gene reps1, whose product is annotated as RALBP1 associated Eps domain containing 1. Lineage: Eukaryota; Metazoa; Chordata; Actinopteri; Osmeriformes; Osmeridae. Gene Ontology annotation, cellular component: cytoplasm; plasma membrane. The record is from RefSeq and is a predicted model, not a curated record. Gene Ontology annotation, biological process: endocytosis; endosomal transport. Gene Ontology annotation, molecular function: calcium ion binding; protein binding.
CUGAUAUUCAGUGCGCCCAUGGAUAAUUUGAGUGAUGCACUGUUGACAUCCUUCAUCCGGGUCCCUGCGUUUCCCUUCUGCUAAGCAGCGCUGACUACACAGUCUGUAGGAUGACAUCACGGGGCAUAGGAAUGGCGGCUGUGACUGAUGAUGGAGGAAGGAGUCAAGAGACCCUGAAACUUUAUUCUAACGUCGCUUAGAGAGAAUUCUGCUUCCAAGAGGUGUAGAAACGUUGUUCGACCAUAGCAUAGAUCCAGAAAAGAAGUGUUGCCAGAUCCACGGUUCGAUUUAGACGUCCAGACCUGAGAGUGCACUACUGUUGACUUUUUUGAGGCUAGUUUUCUAGCUAGCUUGGCUGGCUUGUGUGGAUUGACGAUUGCCACAGCCUGUAGCUAGCUCGGCUAGCAUUUGUUUGCAGGCCAAUUCUCUCUAGGUUCUUUUUAUUUGGCCUAACAAAGACUUGAAAUAGCUCCAGCGUGUACAACAAGUUUAUUGCUUAAUCAUAUUGCAAUUUGGCUGUUUAGGUCAUUUUUGCUAGCCAGCAGGAAGCUAAGCUAACCAGAAUCGUCUGUCCCCUCUCGCCCUUUUUCGGGGAUCAGUUCUCGCAAGUAACGUUAACUAGGACUCAACAGCCAGUUGUCUGCGUACUGGGAACCUUUUAUGCCAUAAUGGAAAGUCUUACUCUAAGCGACGUGGAACAGAAAUACUACUCUGACCUGUUCGUUUUUUGCGACACGGACAACACCAAGAAAGUGGCUUCGAACGGGAGAGUUCUUGACCUUUUCCGGGCGGCCCAGCUUCCCAGCGAGGUGGUAUUGCAGAUCACAGAACUGUGUGGUGCCACCAGACUUGGCCACUUUGGACGGAGCCAGUUCUACAUAGCCCUGAAACUCAUCGCCAUAGCCCAGUCUGGGCUGCCUCUGCGCGUCGAGAGCCUGAACUCCGUGAAGGACCUGCCUCUGCCCAGAUUCCUGGUGGGGAAGAACGAGCAGGAGACCAGGCACCAGGCCCUCUACCCGGACUCUGAUAACCAGGGGCCUUACCCCGGGGUCAUCCCCAGACCCCCUGGACGUGGCCAGGCCAAGAAGAUUACCACCGCCCCCCACGAGGUCAUCCAGCCCUGUGGGCCGAGCUUAGAACCACAGCCUGACUCCACCUCUCCGGUGGUGUCCCCCCACCAGUCCCCCCCCACCUCACCCCCCUCCUGGAGGAAGCAGCACAAACGGCAGGCCAGCGGGGGGAACGCGGACAGACAGCCUGUUGUCACCGGGGCGCUGUGGACGCCUUUCAGAGAAGCACAGUCAGGACCAGUGUCAGCUGAUGGGAUGUGGUUGGCCCACUCCCCCCCACCUGUUCAAGAAAGCUGGGAGAGCUCGUCGACCAGGUCGGUGGCCUCAGCUGCGACCACCAAUGAGAUCCAAAGACAGUCGAGUAGCUAUGACGACCCCUGGCGAAUCACGGACGAGCAGAGGCAGUAUUACAUCAACCAAUUCAAAACCAUCCAGCCAGACCUCAAUGGCUUUAUACCUGGUUCCGCAGCGAAAGAGUUCUUCACCAAAUCCAAGCUCCCCAUCCUGGAGUUGUCCCACAUCUGGGAGCUGUCGGACUUUGACAAGGACGGGGCCCUGACACUGGAUGAGUUCUGCGCCGCCUUUCACCUGGUGGUGGCGAGGAAGAACGGCUACGACCUCCCAGAGAAGCUUCCGGAAAGCCUCAUGCCAAAGCUGAUAGACUUGGAUGACUCAGCAGAGGUCCCAGAGACGGCCCCUGACGUGGGUUACUCAGGGUCACCCGUGGAGGUGACCCCCAACAAGUCCCCCUCCAUGCCCUCCCUCAACCAGACCUGGCCCGAGAUGAACCAGAACAACGAGCAGUGGGAAACUUUUAGCGAGCGCUCGUCCAGCUCACAAACGCUGACCCAGUUUGACUCUAACAUUGCACCAGCGGACCCCGAUACAGCCAUCGUUCACCCUGUCCCCAUCAGGAUGACCCCCAGUAAGAUCCACAUGCAGGAGAUGGAGCUGAAGAGAACAGGAAGUGACCACACACACCCAACCAGCCCUCUGAUGGCGAAGCCCACGGAGCUGUCGGAGGACGCCAAGCUAGCCAGCUCCAUGAAGUUUGUACCGGCCAGCACGGGGAUGAUGUUGUCUCAUCCCGUCGGCGACUGCUACAGCAGUUCGGACUCCUUCACCUCGGACCAGGAGCCCAUCACGAGCGUGGUAACGAGACAACGGUCCCACUCGGGAGCGUCCCCCGAGAGUCUGAGGUGGUGGCCCCCCCCCCCGCCGCCCCCCCGGCCCCAGGCGUCCCACUCGCGCUCCUCCUCCCUGGACAUGAACCGCAGCUUCGCCGCCGUGGCCCCGCCCCCGGGGCCGCCCCAGCAGCAGGGCGGAGCCGUGGCCUACCCCCCCGCCGUGCCCCCCAGGCCUCUGAACACACAGACGUCGGGGCCCCACAGCCAUCGUUCGGACGAGGGUCUGUCCUCCCCACAGCAGAUCCCAGAGCAGCCCAACUUCGCAGACUUCAGCCAGUUCCAGGCCUUCGCCUCCUCCGAGCAGCCAGGCGCAGACACAGAUACGCACGCAGACACACACACACAGUCGGAGAAGCCGUCAGAGACAGCAGGGCCGCUGAGAUCCGUGAAGAGCAUAGAGGAGGAGAGAUCCACGGCCACCGUCAACUCCGCCAAGGGCUCGAGCGGCCCCCUGGCCCCUCCCCCCAAGCCGGUGAGGCGGAGGCUGAAGUCGGAGGACGAGCUAAGGCCGGAGGACGAGCCGCCCCAGAAGUCCACCACCAUCAUCACCGCCGUGCUCGCCACGCAAGCCUCCAUACCUAGGUCUGUGGGCAAGGAUAAGAAGGCCAUCCAAGCCUCGAUCAGGAGAAACAAGGAGACCAACACCGUGCUUGCCAGGCUCAACAGCGAACUACAACAGCAGCUUAAGGACUUGCUAGAAGAAAGGAUAUCUUUGGAGGUCCAACUGGAGCAGCUCAGACCUUUCUCACAUCUCUAACCAGUGUGUGUGUGUGUUUGUGUGUGUGUGUGUGCACGGAGGACGACUCCGUCAGUCGAAGAUACUAGAACUCUGAGGAAGGGGCCUUCUGCGCGGCACACACGCCCCAACAACUAACCCCGCCCCUUUGUUGUCUCUUCACCCCCUGAACUGUGCUCUACUCUGCCAUUGGCUGAUUGCUGGCACCACACACACACACGCAGAAGUCACCAGUCGCACCAGAGAGGGGUCGGGUGGGAAAUGUUACAUGUACUGGCACUUUUAUUUCUACCAGAGUAAACAAAGAUGAGCAGAUUCCGAAGUCGACGAGGCGCGCACACACACACACAUUGAACUGGAGUUCUAAGUAAGUCUUUCCCUGUUCACCAUGACAAGUAUUCAGAUAAUACAACGAGUGCCGUGUGUGUCCGUGCUAUCGUGUGUGUGUCCGAAUUCUGGUGGAGGGGGCUGUAGGUGAAGAUGAUGCCUAAUUCUGGAUGGCCCAUAGCUGAUAAUUGGAUCGUAUGGGUGACAGGAACUCCUUAAAUGUUACCUCCUGCUUACUGUCUACCCCACAAUGUAAAAGUGGACUUUGUGUGUUUGCGUGUACGUACAUGCGUGCGUGUGCAAAGUGGAUGUACCUAUGUGCACAGGCAACGGUUACAUAAACGGCAUGAGGCGAGGAGUGUAUGCAUUCUGUUUUCUACGUCAGCGACAUUUCUUUUCUUUUUGCAAUUUAGUUUGUCAUUUUGAAGUGCUGCGGCAGCCCGUCGAGUUCCAUUUCCACACUUCUAGAUCUUUUUUCUCUCGCUCUCUCUCUCGUGACGUAAACCCUGCCUUCUGUUGCCCUGAAACACCAGGGGGCGUGUUCAGAAGGCCCCGCCUUUAUUAAAAGAGGUUGAAAUCAGAGAGGCUUUCGAUCCUCCAAGUUCUCCUCACGUUCAUUCCGCAACGGUGUGCGGUGUUGAGCUCUCUUGAAUGCCCCCCUUCUCCCCGGCCCCUCCCUCAUGUCAUGCCCAGUUAUGGAAAUGUGACCCAUACAAUCCCACUGCACUUUGGCCCCCCUAACCUCUUUAACUGUCGUUCUGUCCUUGUCCAAACUCUUGACACCAUCUAAACCCGCAUGUCCUCCAUCCGAAAACUGCGCCUACAAUUAGAACCGAACCACUCAAUUUAUACCUGCAAAUCCUAAACAAAACAAGUGUGUUGGUACCUUAAUAAUUUGUGUGACUGUUUUCCGUUUUUCGUUGUGUUGUUUUUUCUUUGAACUUCCUGUUUUCGAAAUAACCUGUCCUCUAAAAGCCUUACUCCUUCCUGGCGUUCAGGUUGUCACGGUAACCUCCUUGUGUUGCACCAAGGCUAGCCUUCUUUUUCUGUUGUUCAGGACGAUGAUGAAGAUGUACUGUACGAGAGGAGUAUGUUGUAUAUUGUAUAUGAUACACACCUUUUGAUCUCAUGUGUAAAUUUGCAUUAAUUGCUGACUAACAGCAAAAAAUAUUAUAUUUAAUUGCUUCUAUUAUGGCUGUGGGAUCCUAGAUGUUAUACUGCAUGGAUGUAUCUCUGCAGAAUAAACUAGCAGCUGUGUGAUUUUUACACAAAAAUAAAAACGGCACAAUAUUUUAA